AUGAAGUCCUUUAAUGAGAAGAAAGGUCAUAGUAUGACUCCAAAGUAUAAAUCAAAUAUGAAACGAAUAGAGAGAGAGAAACGUAUCUUCUUAAAAGAAUUUUCUUCAAAAUACGGAUAUAAUGGUAAAAUCGAUCAAAUCCGUGAAAAGGAAUAUCCACAAUUGAACACUUGUGUAUACCUUGAUCAUACGGGAUCAACCGUUUUUGCGAAAAGUACUGUAAAGAAUUUUAUGGAAGACUUAAUGAAUAAUCUUUAUGGUAAUCCCCAUUCGAAUUCACCUAGCUCACAAGCAAGUUCAAUGAGAAUCGCAGGAGUUCGAAAGAGAGUCCUUAAAUUCUUUGGUACGAAUGAGAAAGAUUAUUCAAUAAUUUUCACUCAAAAUGCCACUGCAUCCGCCAAAUUGGUCGGAGAAAUGUUCCCUUGGACGAAAAGGAGUUGUUACAAAUAUUUAAGAGAAUCUCAUAACAGUAUCAAUGGUUUGAGGAGAUUCCCCGAACAGAUUGACGCCGACUUUCAAUCUGUAUCGGAAGAUGAGGUGAAUUCCAUGAUUAAAAAUCGAAACUUUUUCGAAAAUUAUGAUAAGUAUGAUGAGAAAAAAGAAGAAGAAAAAGUGACAUAUAACCUUUUCGCGUAUCCGGCGCAAUGUAAUUUCUCUGGGAUGAAAUUUCCUUUGAACUGGAGUCAAAAACUCAGAGAAUUAAAUACGGAAACUUCAAAAACUCUGGUCUUGUUAGAUGCGGCAGCUUACGUUCCAACGUCUAAACUUUCUUUGGCUAAUAAAGACGCAUCGCCAGAUUUUGUCAUACUUAGUUUUUACAAGAUAUUCGGAUUCCCAACUGGAUUAGGAGCUUUGAUCGUAAAGAAUGAAUUGUCGCCAAUUUUAAAGAAGGGGUACUUUGGCGGUGGCACACUUAGGACGAUCAUUCAUAAUGUACCAUGGCAAACAUUUAGCAACGACAUGGUUGUACGCUACGAAGAUGGCACAGUAAAUUUCCAAAACAUCAUCGCAUUAGAUCAUGCAUUGGAUUCGAUGGAAAAAUUGUUUAAAGAUUAUAAAUAUAUAUCAAAUCAUGUGCAAUGCUUAAUAACAUUUCUUAGUCGAUCCAUGAGAUCGCUUCGUCAUUGGAAUGGAGAACCCGUUAUUUCGGUGAAUUCUGACAGAGAUUUUUCGGAUAAUAAACAACAAGGUGGUGUUUUCAGUUUUAACACAACGCGAUCAGAUGGUGAAGAGAUUGGGUAUCUCGAAGUUGAAAGGUUGGCAAGUUUGAAUAACAUUCACAUUAGAUCCGGUGGUCUUUGCAAUCCUGGUAGUAUAUCAAGAUGGAAUGGUAUCGACGUUGAAGAUGCCAUUCAACAUUUUGUGCACGGUAAAGUUUGUGGUGAUGAAAAUGAUAUAUUCAAUGGGAAAAAAUAUGGCGCGGUUCGUUUAUCCAUAGGCGCAAUGACGACUAUUGAAGAUGUUUUAAUAUGGUUGGACUUUUUUAGGAAGUACUAUGUUGAAAAGAAACCUAAAACCAAGAAAUUUCUCAUGUAG
Molecule: messenger RNA, 1536 nt
Organism: Funneliformis mosseae
Lineage: Eukaryota; Fungi; Glomeromycota; Glomeromycetes; Glomerales; Glomeraceae
Source: the annotation of a GenBank genome assembly